This is a messenger RNA of Dothidotthia symphoricarpi CBS 119687, 717 nucleotides long. RefSeq lists its product as uncharacterized. The record is from RefSeq and is a predicted model, not a curated record. NCBI's taxonomy places the organism in Eukaryota, Fungi, Ascomycota, Dothideomycetes, Pleosporales, Dothidotthiaceae. The transcript has a single exon. Bases 123 to 572 code for a protein of 149 amino acids.
UUUAUGUGACGACAAGCACAGGAAGGCAACUGCGUGUCAAGCCUACGUACGUCGUGGUACCUGCAAAACUUGCCCAACGCGACUUCUAUUUUGGCCAUUGUCUGCGCCCUCUGCAAACAGUCAUGACCACGUCUUGCCGAACCCUUCCUUCUCUUUGUCUGCCUAUCGAGCCUCUCUCCAUGUUAUUGUCACAACAGAGUGGCUGCCACGAUCCUUCUGUUUGUUCGCAGCCGCCGCAAACAGAAACGGGAUACGCACGGAUACUUCCACGACGUCACCGUGAUAUGUAUCUCAAGCAAAAACGAAAGGCGACGACAUAUGCGCAAAUCUUUCAUGUCGUGUCUGUUGUCGAACGCUGGUCGCGACACCCGGCCAGAAACCACCUACUCCUUGCUUCCCUCUGCAUCAUCAGUCCUCACAUGCCACUCAACUUGCCUCUUCAUCAUAGCGCUAUCCGUUUAGUCUUCCAAUCUGCAGUCGCCUGGAUGUCGCCUGCUUCUUCUCAAGACCUGCGGUUCCAGUGCUCAAAUACUCACGCCACGAGUGUUUUCGAGUCUUUACACUACCACUGAACUCCGAUAUACGUCUCUUCCUCACUUUGGACUCACUGUACAUGACAAAGCUCUAUAACUGCUUCUUAGAAAGUACAAAUCCGUUGCUCCACAACAUUAUUCGAACUUACCCCGGGGAUCCAGAGUGAUCUGAGCCAUAACAGUG